Molecule: messenger RNA, 1931 nt
Organism: Nanorana parkeri
Lineage: Eukaryota; Metazoa; Chordata; Amphibia; Anura; Dicroglossidae
Gene: RHO
Product: rhodopsin
Exons: 5
Coding region: 174-1238 (354 amino acids)
Biological process (GO): phototransduction; G protein-coupled receptor signaling pathway; visual perception
Cellular component (GO): photoreceptor outer segment; membrane
Molecular function (GO): G protein-coupled receptor activity
Source: RefSeq, a predicted model, not a curated record
GCAGCUUAUGGAAGGUGGCACGUUAUAAAGAGCAGUGUGUCGGCGGUCACUAUGUAGAGCGGCUCUUGCUGGGAACAUAACGUUUUUUUUUCUAGGGGUUCCUGAGAGGAGGGAGAAACACAGAAGCAGUUUCUAACUAGUGGGGGAGGGGGCAACUUUCAAGAGCUGCAAACAUGAAUGGAACAGAAGGCCCCAACUUUUAUAUCCCCAUGUCUAACAAGACUGGGGUAGUACGAAGCCCCUACGAAUACCCUCAGUAUUACCUAGCAGAGCCAUGGAAGUAUUCUUUAUUGGCCGCCUACAUGUUCAUGCUUAUCCUCCUCGGGCUCCCAAUCAACUUCAUGACCCUGUAUGUCACCAUCCAGCACAAGAAGCUCCGAACACCCUUAAACUACAUCCUACUGAACUUGGCGUUUGCCAACCACUUUAUGGUCCUGUGUGGAUUCACCAUCACGCUGUACACCUCCCUCCAUGGAUACUUCGUGUUCGGACCGAAUGGAUGCUACUUUGAAGGCUUCUUCGCUACUUUUGGUGGUGAAAUGGCCCUUUGGUCCCUGGUGGUGUUGGCCGUUGAGCGAUACCUUGUGGUCUGCAAACCUAUGAGCAAUUUCCGAUUUGGUGAAAACCAUGCCUUUAUGGGUGUGGCAUUCACCUGGCUCAUGGCCCUGUCUUGCUGUGGUCCUCCUCUCUUCGGCUGGUCCAGAUACAUCCCUGAAGGAAUGCAGUGCUCAUGUGGAGUUGACUACUACACUCUGAAGCCUGAGGUUAACAAUGAGUCCUUUGUCGUCUACAUGUUCAUUGUUCAUUUCACCAUCCCUCUGAUUAUCAUUUUCUUCUGCUACGGACGUCUGGUGUGCACUGUGAAAGAGGCUGCAGCCCAGCAGCAGGAGUCAGCCACCACCCAAAAGGCUGAGAAAGAAGUCACCCGCAUGGUCGUCAUUAUGGUAGUUUUCUUCUGUAUUUGUUGGUUCCCCUAUGCUUUUGUGGCAUUCUACAUCUUCACCCACCAAGGCUCAGAAUUCGGCCCGAUCUUCAUGACUGUGCCAGCUUUCUUUGCCAAGAGCUCUGCCAUCUACAACCCUGUCAUCUACAUUAUGCUGAACAAACAAUUCCGUAACUGCAUGAUCACCACCCUGUGCUGUGGGAAGAAUCCCUUUGGAGAUGAAGAUGCCUCCUCUGCUGCCACCUCUAAGACAGAAGCCACCUCUGUCUCUACCAGCCAGGUUUCUCCUGCAUAAGCUCAUCGUCCGAGCCUGUGUCAGGGUGCGCUGCCUCACUCAGCUACCGCUACCCCAUCUCCGCCUCCUCCUUGUUAAGGCAAAGAAUGCCGCCAUGUCCCCCUUUAAGUACCUAAAACGUAUUUUGCCCAGAAGGGGUAAAAGCCUCUCCCCACCCCUUUGCUGCUGAAAAGGACUGCAUUAAGUUGCUUUGCAAUGCGAUGGGGCCGUUACAGCAGCGAAGGGGUACGUGUCACCAACCAAACAAGGCAAGAAAUUUGGUCCGAAUUGUAAAUAUCUCAGGGCCGAGAGAUCCUGCUUCGCCUUCUGAACACAAAAUUAAAAAAAACAAGAGACUUGAAGCACCAUGGGUCCUAGAAUCGGCAGCUCUUGGGUGUUGACACCAUGGCGCAAAGCAGCGUCUGGCCAGUUCAUCUUGCUAAAUUAUUAUUUGUAAUUCAACGGAGGGUUUUUUUUUUUUUUUUUUUGUAAUAAGAUAUAAAAUUUCCAGUUUUCUGAUUGUUUUUUUUUUCUCUUUCUUUUGGUUAACGUCUGAUAGUGAGGUUAGACAGACCCUCUACAGCUGUAAUAACGAGCACUUUGCAAGUAAAAAAAAUACAAAAAAAAUAUAUAUAUAUUUUCAACUGUCUUCUUAUUUAAUUCACGUCUUCAGCCCAAACUCUACGAACCGUAUACUGACCAGAAAGAGCUGCG